UGUUUCGGGAUUUGUUUUUCAUUAUGGCAUAUUAUUCUUUAAUGCUUGUAUUACUAAUCAGUUAAUUUAAUUAUGGUCAUUAUUUUACUGCAGUAAGAAGUAUGAAUACCUCAAACGUCAGCACCGACCACCAUUUCAUGGACCUCAUUCAAAGAGAGCGAUUGGCAAGACUUCCAUACGGAGUGAUUGUACUGCUCUGUUGUUUGAUUGGUAUCCUAGGUAACAGUCACGUGAUCCACAUCUUCCGGCGAAUGCCGAGAAAGAUGACACCCUCAGAAGCCGUCAUCUUUAAUUUGGCUCUCUUUGAUUUGAUAACCUUGGUUUUGUUUGUAGCGAAAGAAUAUGAAAGACUGAGAUUUGUUUUGUACAAUAGAUUUGAGAUUAUAUGUAAAAUCACUAAUUAUGUCGGCUUCACUACCGGUCUUGCGUCCUCAUUGUAUGUUCUAGUCUUAUCCGUGUAUAGGCAUCAGCGACUGUACAACCCAAGAAGCGCGCAGACGACAGUUACACGGAUUAUUAUAAAGCUGAUUGCCUGUUUUAUUAUCUCAGCGAUUCUUAGCAUUCCUGUUCCUUUCGUUGUUGGUUUUCAGAAGUUCUACGUGGAAGAUUUUCAAGUAAACAGAUGCUGGAUAGCUGAGGACCAGGUGAUUGCGUCACUUCCCGAGGGUUAUAAUAUAUUCUUACUUGCAUUAUCAUGUAUAAACUGUUGUAUCAUAUGUGUUUGUAAUAUACGGAUUGCCAAGGUUUUACAUCAGUCGAAACUUACAAUCAAAAAUAAAGUGGGUGCGUCAGAAAUGACCACAUGUAACUUGGCCAAAACAGACAUAACUGAACAUGAUGUAAUGAAAAACGUCACCGAGGAAAAAAUAUCAAAAGGCGAAAACGGUAAGCAAAAUGUAGAUGAUGUCACCUCUGAUUCAACUAGUAAGAAAAAUAAACAAGAAGAUGGAACUGCAAAAUCACCAUCUACAACUGGCACCAAGGGGUCAAACGCCAUAGACGUUAAAGAUGGCGGUGAGGAUGUUUCUAAAACUAUUGCCAAAGACACUGAAGAUGUUUCAAAUGCCAUUGCAAAAGACGUAGCUAAUAGCGGGGAUGAUGUAUCUAAGGCUAUUGCCAAAGACGUUGAAGAUAGCGGAGAGGAUGUUUCUAAAGCUAUCUCAUUCACUAUAACGAUUCUCCUUGUCACGAUUACUAUUAUGAUUAGUUACAUACUGUUUCUGAGUCUUUACAUGUAUGUGAUCUAUAAGAGGGCGGAUCCAAAUUUUAGAAUAAUUUCUGUUAGAGAGGACGCUUUUAAUACCUAUGCUACGGACAUCGUAUGUCUCAAUGCCGUUAUCAAUCCUUUUGUUUAUUUCUUCAGUGACCGGAAAUAUCGAAUUAUGAUUAAAUCUAUCUAUAAAAGGAAACAAAGAAUUUACGAUGGUUCAUUUAGAGUAAAAAAGUUUUAA
This is a messenger RNA of Saccostrea cuccullata (small rock oyster), 1451 nucleotides long. RefSeq lists its product as uncharacterized. The record is from RefSeq and is a predicted model, not a curated record. The transcript has a single exon. Bases 102 to 1451 code for a protein of 449 amino acids. Gene Ontology annotation, molecular function: G protein-coupled receptor activity. Lineage: Eukaryota; Metazoa; Mollusca; Bivalvia; Ostreida; Ostreidae. Gene Ontology annotation, cellular component: membrane. Gene Ontology annotation, biological process: G protein-coupled receptor signaling pathway.